CUCCCGUCUGCUCCAAUGGGGCGGGGGCCGCCCGCAGGGCCGGGCGGGGCUGUGCUGCCAUCUGGAGCCACUGCUGCCGGCGGCCACUGUCAGGGAGCAAGCGGCGGGAGCGCACGCAGUGCUGGAAGGAGUACAGUCGCCGCCUUCGCCGGCGCUGCGGCGGCACAUGGGCCGGCCUCGCCGCUGCCGCCGCCGCCCCUAGCCCCGGCGGCUGGGGUCUUACAGCCUCCCGCGGCUCCGGCCACAAGACCGGCCAUGUCUCUCGGAGGAGCCACCGAGCGCAGCGUCCCAGCCACCAAGAUUGAAAUUACCGUGUCCUGCCGGAAUCUGCUAGACCUCGACACCUUCUCCAAGUCCGACCCCAUGGUGGUGCUUUACACCCAGACUCGGGCCAGCCAGGAGUGGCGGGAGUUCGGACGGACCGAGGUGAUUGACAACACACUGAAUCCAGACUUCGUGCGCAAAUUCGUCCUCGACUAUUUCUUUGAAGAAAAGCAAAAUCUGCGCUUCGAUGUGUACAACGUCGAUUCCAAAACCAACAUCUCCAAACCGGAUUUCCUGGGACAAGCGUUCCUGGCUCUAGGAGAAGUGAUCGGAGGCCAGGGCAGCCGCGUAGAGCGACCCCUCACGGGUGUACCGGGCAAGAAGUGUGGGACCAUACUGCUGACUGCAGAGGAGCUUAGCAAUUGUCGGGACAUUGCCACCAUGCAGUUGUGUGCAAACAAGCUGGACAAGAAGGACUUCUUUGGGAAAUCAGACCCCUUUCUUGUGUUCUACAGGAGCAAUGAAGAUGGCACGUUCACCAUCUGCCACAAGACGGAGGUUGUGAAGAACACGCUGAAUCCUGUGUGGCAGCCCUUCAGCAUCCCCGUGCGGGCCCUGUGCAACGGAGACUAUGACAGAACAGUGAAGAUUGAUGUGUAUGAUUGGGACCGAGAUGGAAGCCAUGAUUUCAUUGGUGAGUUCACCACGAGCUACCGGGAGCUGAGCAAGGCCCAGAACCAGUUCACGGUAUAUGAGGUACUCAACCCUCGGAAAAAAUGUAAGAAGAAGAAAUAUGUCAACUCGGGAACAGUGACGCUGCUCUCCUUCUCUGUGGACUCUGAAUUCACUUUUGUCGAUUACAUCAAGGGAGGGACCCAGCUCAACUUCACGGUGGCUAUUGACUUCACGGCUUCCAAUGGGAAUCCCCUGCAGCCUACCUCCCUGCACUACAUGAGUCCCUACCAGCUCAGCGCCUAUGCCAUGGCCCUCAAGGCAGUGGGAGAGAUCAUCCAGGACUAUGACAGUGACAAGCUCUUCCCAGCCUAUGGCUUUGGGGCCAAGCUGCCCCCAGAGGGACGGAUCUCUCACCAGUUCCCCCUGAAUAACAAUGAUGAGGACCCCAACUGUGCGGGCAUCGAGGGCGUGCUGGAGAGCUAUUUCCAGAGCCUGCGCACUGUGCAGCUCUAUGGGCCCACCUACUUUGCUCCUGUCAUCAAUCAGGUGGCCAGGGCUGCAGCCAAGAUCUCUGAUGGUUCCCAGUACUAUGUUCUGCUCAUCAUCACUGAUGGGGUCAUCUCUGACAUGACACAGACCAAAGAGGCCAUCGUCAGCGCCUCCUCGCUGCCCAUGUCUAUCAUUAUUGUGGGUGUGGGACCAGCCAUGUUUGAGGCAAUGGAAGAGUUGGAUGGCGAUGAUGUGCGUGUGUCCUCCAGGGGACGCUAUGCAGAGCGGGACAUUGUCCAGUUUGUCCCAUUCCGAGACUAUGUUGACCGAUCGGGCAACCAGGUACUGAGUAUGGCCAGACUGGCCAAGGAUGUACUGGCUGAGAUCCCGGAGCAGCUGCUGUCCUAUAUGCGUACCAGGGACAUCCAGCCUCGACCCCCACCCCCUGCUAACUCCAGCCCGACCCCAGCUCCAGAACAGCCCUGAGGAGUCCACAUAUCCAAUGUCUAGCAGUCUGCUUGCCUGUCACCUACUGCGGAAAGCCAGAGGCACCUGGAGCCUUGGAGCCCUGGACUUCCUUGGGACUGCCAACUAAGUGAAUCAGCGCUGGUGGAAGAGCCCUUCACCCCUUCAACUGAAGAAGGGCCUGGCACUAUCACCACCUGCCUGACUUCUGCCAGUAAUAAAUAUGAUC
Marmota monax (woodchuck) is the source of this 2122-nucleotide messenger RNA. It is a transcript of the gene Cpne9, whose product is annotated as copine family member 9. The record is from RefSeq and is a predicted model, not a curated record. Gene Ontology annotation, biological process: cellular response to calcium ion. Gene Ontology annotation, molecular function: calcium-dependent phospholipid binding. The coding region runs from base 16 to 1914 and encodes 632 amino acids. Gene Ontology annotation, cellular component: plasma membrane. Lineage: Eukaryota; Metazoa; Chordata; Mammalia; Rodentia; Sciuridae. The transcript has 20 exons.